UCCUUUCUAGUUUAUUUCUUAAAGCGGACAAAAUGGUUCAACGUUUGACUUUGAGAAGACGUUUGUCUUACAACACCAAAUCYAACAGGAGGCGUAUUGUGCGCACACCUGGCGGUCGCCUUGUGUACCAAUAUGUAAAGAAGAACAAGACCGUCCCAAAGUGCGGUCAAUGUAAAGAGAAGCUAAAGGGUAUUCGUCCCACACGCCCAUGCGAACGUUCCCGCUUGUCGAAACGUCAAAAGACCGUUGCCCGUACCUACGGUGGUGUUUUGUGCCACAGCUGUCUGCGUGAACGCAUYGUUCGUGCCUUCCUUAUUGAGGAGCAAAAGAUCGUAAAGGCGCUGAAGAGCCAACGUGAAUUGUUGGUGAAACCAGUUAAGCCCGUUGCUGARAAGAAACCCGCCAAGGCGCAAGCCAGCAAAUCUGCGGGAGGCAAAUCGGCAGCCAAGAAACCCGCCCAGAAAUCCACUGGUAAAUCCAAGAAGUAAACAAUUAAAAUUGGACUAGCAUUGGACGGGGGUGUUUCUAUUUAAAAAAAAAGAAGUUGGAGAAGAGUGUAAAAAUUGAAGUGUACGUUGUAACGUAUAAUGGAUGAGCAAAAAUAAAAGCGCUGUUCUUUUUUAAAAUGAA
Bactrocera latifrons is the source of this 630-nucleotide messenger RNA. It is a transcript of the gene RpL34a, whose product is annotated as 60S ribosomal protein L34. NCBI's taxonomy places the organism in Eukaryota, Metazoa, Arthropoda, Insecta, Diptera, Tephritidae. Gene Ontology annotation, biological process: translation. Gene Ontology annotation, cellular component: ribosome. The transcript has 3 exons. Bases 33 to 488 code for a protein of 151 amino acids. The record is from RefSeq and is a predicted model, not a curated record. Gene Ontology annotation, molecular function: structural constituent of ribosome.